Neocloeon triangulifer is the source of this 1152-nucleotide messenger RNA. RefSeq names its product cytoplasmic tRNA 2-thiolation protein 1 (gene Ctu1). The transcript has 2 exons. The record is from RefSeq and is a predicted model, not a curated record. Bases 85 to 1065 code for a protein of 326 amino acids. Gene Ontology annotation, biological process: tRNA wobble position uridine thiolation. Gene Ontology annotation, molecular function: tRNA binding. Gene Ontology annotation, cellular component: cytosolic tRNA wobble base thiouridylase complex; mitochondrion. NCBI's taxonomy places the organism in Eukaryota, Metazoa, Arthropoda, Insecta, Ephemeroptera, Baetidae.
CAAAAAUGCAGCCACGUGACUUUAAAGAAAGUGUCAACAUUGGCACUUCUUUGUAUUUUUUGGAGUUCUUAAGACCGGUCGGACAUGCCCGUGUCCUGCACGACUCAGUGCGGACGCAGGGCCAUCCUGCGGCGACCGAAGACCGGCACCGCCCUGUGCAAGGAGUGUUUUUUCGAAGCGUUCGAAACGGAGGUGCACCACACCAUCACCAGCGGCAACCUCUUCCAGCCUGAGCAGGUGGUGGCCAUCGCGGCGUCCGGCGGCAAGGACUCGACCGUGCUCGCCUACAUCAUGAAGCACCUGAACGACAAGUACGAUUACAAGCUCAACUUGAUGCUGCUGUCCAUCGACGAGGGCAUCACAGGGUAUCGGGACGACAGCCUGGACACCGUCAAGCAGAACAAGGAGGAUUACCAGCUGCCCUUGAAAAUCCUCUCCUAUCAGGACCUUUACGGCUGGACGAUGGACAAAAUCGUGGAGGAGGUGGGGAAAAAGAACAACUGCACGUUUUGCGGCGUCUUCCGCAGACAGGCCCUGGAGAGAGGCGCCGUCAUGAUGGGCGCCUCCUGCAUCGCCACCGGACACAACGCAGACGACAUUGCGGAAACGGUGCUCAUGAACAUCAUGAGAGGCGACAUCGCGCGGCUCGGGCGGUGUUGCUCGUCCGUGACCUCUUCGGACGGCGCCCUGCCAAGGGUCAAGCCGCUCAAGUUUUGCUACGAGAAGGAAAUCGUCAUGUACGCCUAUUUCCGCAAGCUCGUUUAUUUUUCCACCGAGUGCGUUUUUGCGCCGAACGCGUACAGAGGUCACGCACGGACGUUCCUGAAGGACCUCGAAAGAAUUCGACCGUCGGUGAUCAUGGACAUUAUCCACUCGGGCGAGAAUCUGAUGUUUCAGUCAGGCGUGAAAACGCCACAACAAAGCACCUGCGUCCGGUGUGGACACGUCUCCAGCCAGGAGUUGUGCCAGGCGUGCACUUUGCUCACUUGUCUCAAUGAAGGCAGAGCCAAGCACGGGGUCAGCAAAAAAUCUCACAAAAUCAAAACUCUCCGUGAGCCUGUUUAAUCUAAUUUAAAAAAAAAUUUUAAACAGUGGUUUUUUUCCUGUCUUUAUCCAAACAAAUUAAAAUUAAAUAUUAUUUUCUUCAAACAA